UCAACCAACACGGCAUCCUGUUCUGUCCGCAGCAGUGUGCCUGUUCUUCCCUGGAUAUGUACCAUUUCUCCUCUGCAGUAACUCAGGCGGACGUAUUUUGACGGAGGCUGACCAGGGCGUCCGAGGCAGCGCAUAACACGGAUUCUUUGAAGUGACAGCGUCGUCAUAGCAGACUGGGUGUGCACCUUAGGAGCGGCUCCGGGAAAGUGGAAUGCUGUCGAGGCGCCUCUUCAGCAAGCGAGUGGAGGGUCUUUUCCUCGUUUUCGAUGAAGAGCUUCUUCCAUUCGGACUACGGGUGAUAGAGUGACGUAGGUAAAUAAAUGAACGAUUCAGUGCGAUGCCACAGGCGUUGCUGCCUUCGCACGAGUUGUGGUGGCUACCUAUAUUGCUGGCGAUCGGUUCAGCCUCUGCAAGUUUCAAGGUCAAAAUGCCUUCUCGGAAUUGGGUCCACCGUGUAGACGAGAUAUACCUCCCACCGCAGUACACAGUCACUCUCAGCAUGGGUGUAGGACCUGCCCUUUCCACCAGACUCAUCACCAACUGCAGCGUCUCGCAUCACGGAGAUGGCGGCCUGGUCAUCUCGGGACACAAGUGCACGCGGGUCCCUAAAGUCAACACCAACAUCCUCGGGGGACCACCGUUGGCCAUCGCGGUGUACCACACUUCGAUAACGUACCUCACGCCCAGAUCCUUCACCAGUUACAGCCCCACCGAGCACAUAACCAAAGUUGAGAUAAUUCAAAAUAAGAUCACCACUGUCGAGUCGCAUGCGUUUCAAGACCUCAGCAACGUCACGUUCCUCAGCCUGACGGAUAACCCAAUCAGGUUCUUGUACAGUGAGUCAUUCGCAGGGCUGGUAAACCUUAAAGAGCUCAUUUUGUUCCGAACCAGGAUCACCGAAAUUGCGUCAAUUAUCCGAGCCAUCGUUCCUCGGUUCGUGCCAAACCUGGAGAUUCUUAACCUCGGAAGCACGCCUAUCUGGAGGAUAACGGAAACGGACUUUGCGCCUUUAGCUAACUCAACAAUAAAACACGUGCAACUACACCUGUGUGAUAAUCUUACAUAUGUGCAUCCCAAAGCUUUCAGGUACUUCAAGUAUCUGGAAGGAGUCUAUUUCCGCGACAACCUCAACAUGUCUCAGCAAAACCUACAGGAUGCCAUCUCCAACAUUACUCAAGAGACGUUCAAGAUAAUUGAUAUAUCACAGACUGAGUUCUACAAGGGCAUGCCAUAUGAUGUGCUUCGUGCAGUUGCUCAAACAAGUGCAGAGGUGGUUAUCAUAACCAGAAGCACACGAGGCGUGAUUUCUAAGAAGGACUUUCCGUUGAUGAGCAAGGUUAAGUACUUACUGAUGCCAGCUACGAAGAUCAAAGUUUUCAGACCCGACGCUUUCGACAAUUUGCCCAACUUAGAAGGGCUUGCUUUCGACCGCAACCAAUUUCCUGUAGUUCCCUUGGGAGUGCUUAUACCUCGCUUGAAAGUACUGGACCUCAGCGGCUAUGACAGAGGAUUGAUACAGCUUGACCUUGGAGAAGGCAUACUUGGUAAAAUGACCAACUUGAGGGAACUUCUAAUGCGUUACAGAGCCCUGCCAUCGUUCACCGCAAACACAUUCCGAGGCCUCAAAAAGUUGGAGUACCUCAACAUUAAAAAGUGUUCAAUCGACAGUCUUCCUGAAGGAGUUUUUAGUCCUUUGAAGAGCCUUCGGUACCUUGAUCUCAGCGAGAACCCUAUCUUCAGCACCAGCACAGGUUCUGCUCGCGUAGUCCUUCAUAGCAUGUACCAUCUUCAUACCCUUCUACUCUCGCAAACUGAACUUACGGACAUACAUACAUCCAUCGCGCUGGGAGAUAUGCCAGGCCUAACGGCGUUGGACAUUUCGAAUAACAGCAUCAGUGCAAUAGCUGCCGCGACUUUCGGCAACAAUCCUCUCUUAGAGCACCUUGACUUGAGUCUCAACAAACUGGAGGAUUGGACUGUUAAAAAUGAGUCGUCUCCUAGUCUCCGCGUCCUGGACCUCUCCUUCAAUGAGUUCCAGGCGUUUAGCACCGAUGCCUUGAACAGUUUGUCUUCGCUGUCCUGGCUCGACCUCUCCAUGAACCCCUACCGAUGCAGCUGUAAUCUCCGCCCGUUCCUGUCUUGGCUCAGGAACACGAACGUCACAGUGCAUACGCUGGCGUAUGCAGAACUGUAUAGAUGUUCAACGCCACGCCAGUUUAGUCUUAGAUACAUUAUGUCUACGGAAGCGUCGCUGCUAAAGCUUUGCCAACCAAGCGUUAUCAUCAUUAUUGCGUGUGUUGGUUUGCUACUUCUAGUCUUUGCUGCACUUCUAGUUGGAGGUCUCAUCUACAAACGAAGGUUUAAGUCCUGGCUGAAAAACCCACCAUCAGUUUCGAUGACAGCUAAGAAGACAUACUUAUAUGACGCCUUUGUAUCCUACAGCAACAACGACACUGCCUGGGUAUUCAACGUCCUGUUGCCACACUUGGAAAGCAGCGCCAUUGGAAAUCUCAAGCUCUGCGUUUACGACAGAGAUUUUGUUGCUGGAAAGAACAUCAGCGAAUGCAUUUUAGACAGCAUCAAGCACAGUCGAAAAAUCGUCUUAGUUCUUUCGAACAGUUUCCUUCAGAGCCCGUGGUGCCGGUUCGAAACGGACCUGGCGCAGUACACGUUGCUCGAGGAGAAUAGGGACGCCAUCAUUCUGCUGAAGCUGGGCGCCUUAGACGAGAGGUUAAUUUCGCCAAAGCUGAACUAUUUGCUCAGAACUCGGAUACACUUGGUGUGGUCGGAGUCACCAAAGGAAGAAUGUGUUUUCUUCACGAAGCUGCGCAGAGCUAUAGAUGGAACGCGUUCAUCGUUGUUAGAAAAGCUGCCAAAGAAAUCAAAACUAACCUUAUUUGCGUUCGUCAAACACAAGACCGGCUGGGGACUGACCAAUGGGAUUGUCUGAGUUGUCGCAUGCUGGAAAGUACCGACUGACGUGCUGUAUGCGUUAGUGCGACGUCAUUCGCUGACAUGCUUGUUUGCAACGCAGAUGUCCUAUAAUAAACUAGAGAGAGACCGAC
Ornithodoros turicata is the source of this 3065-nucleotide messenger RNA. RefSeq names its product toll-like receptor 2. The record is from RefSeq and is a predicted model, not a curated record. Gene Ontology annotation, cellular component: plasma membrane. Gene Ontology annotation, biological process: inflammatory response; toll-like receptor signaling pathway; immune response. Bases 338 to 2950 code for a protein of 870 amino acids. The transcript is spliced from 3 exons. Gene Ontology annotation, molecular function: protein binding; transmembrane signaling receptor activity. Lineage: Eukaryota; Metazoa; Arthropoda; Arachnida; Ixodida; Argasidae.